Phaeoacremonium minimum UCRPA7 is the source of this 2313-nucleotide messenger RNA. RefSeq names its product putative large subunit of -dimethylformamidase protein. The coding region runs from base 1 to 2313 and encodes 770 amino acids. The transcript has 2 exons. The record is from RefSeq and is a predicted model, not a curated record. Lineage: Eukaryota; Fungi; Ascomycota; Sordariomycetes; Togniniales; Togniniaceae.
AUGACAACCGUAGCCAUCCUUCCAGAAGGCUAUCCUGCAGAAUUGACGGGCUACGCCGAUCCAUGGAUCGCUUCUCCUGGCGGCACUGUCGAGAUCAAGGUCUCGUGCACAGAAUCAUCUUACAAGUAUCGUGUCGUUCGCGUCACGCAGGGCGUUGAUGUAGAAAACUCGCCGGCAAAGCAAAUCCAUCCCAUUGAUGGAGUCCCAGAGGGCGAGACAAAGGGACGAUUCCAGCUCGCAAAGCCAGGCUCUUAUGCCAUAAUCAAAGACUGGCUUCCGGCCCCGGCCUCGGGUGUCAUGAUUUCUUUCUACAUGCAGCCGUGGGUGCCGGUUUGGAAUCAUGCGCAGGUUCCCAUUUCCAAUCUCGACGUCAACAAUAAAUCGGGAUUCGCUGUGGUUGUGGGAGAAGCUGGAAAACUCGAGUUCUGGAUUGGCACUGGCUCCAAGAUUGAGGUCAUUCCAACGGGAUACUCCCCGGAAAAAAAGAUGUGGACUCGGGUCAGCUUGACCAUCGAUGGCACGAAGUUGUCCAGUUCUAUUCAACCAAUCCCUCUCUUUGUGACACCGAGUGAGAGCAAGCCCAUUGUCGUAUCGCAUAUGCUACGAGACCCUAUAUCAUUGGCAGUUACCAGCAAGCUACUCUUUGGAGCUUGUUUCGCGAAUGGGUCGGCUACGACUCCGUCUGCCGUUCCAACGAAUUUCUUCAAUGGCCGUAUUGACUCGCCUACAAUUAUGCUAGUUGAGCAGGGUGCGGAACACCCGCUACUUAGAUUUGACUUUUCUGUCAACAUGUCCAGUGACUACAUCCACGAUAUCUCAGGACGGGGACUCAGGGGGACACUCAUCAACGCACCAACACGCGCCGUGAAGGGUUACGAUUGGGAUGGCACAGAGGUGGAUUGGACCAGAGCCAAAUAUGGCUACGGCGCAAUCCACUUUCACGAAGACGACCUCGACGAUGCGGGGUGGGAGACAGAUUUGACCAUCAAGAUUCCCUCGACAUGUCGAUCGGGGGUAUACGCUGUGGAAAUCGAAACGAUCGAUGGCAGAAGAGCCAAUGAUUCUAUCACUUUCUUCGUACGACCGAGCGAGUCGGACUGGACACAGAGGGGUGGGAAAGUGGCGUUUGUGCUAUCGACGUUUACAUACUUGGCCUACGCGAAUGAGCAUCUUUGGGAAACGUCGCGUCGUUCAGCCAUCGACAUUGGUCCCGGUUUCGACCCAAACGACGUAGCUCAAAGUGACGACUUAGACAAGCUGAGACGACGCUUCGACCUAGGUCUCAGCACGUACGAUGUGCACAACGACGAUUCGAGUGUGAUAUACUCAUCCUGGAAACGGCCGAUUCUCAAUGCUCGCCCGGGAUAUGUUAUGUGGGCGUUCAAGAGGCCUAGGGAGCUAAGUGCUGACCUGAUGAUGAUCGGGUUCCUUGAGCGUGAGGGCAUUCCGUACGAGGUACUAACGGAUCACGACCUGCACCGUUUCGGCGUAGACUGCAUAUCCCGCUUCAACACCGUCAUCACAGGCUCUCACCCAGAAUACCCGACGCUCGAGUCGUACAUGGCCUACAAGGCGUUCGCCGCCCAGGGUGGGAACCUCAUGUAUCUCGGCGGCAAUGGAUUCUACUGGGUCAGCGCCGUGUCCGGAGACCCGUCACGCAUGCAUCGUCUUGAGAUUCGUCGUGGAGAUCAGGGCGUACGAACUCACACAGCGCCCGGCGGCGAGCGAAUCAACGCGACUAACGGCCAGCUUGGGACGCUGUGGCGAUCUCGUGGGAUGCCAUGCAAUGUCCUCUUUGGUGUGGGGUUUUCCGGCGAAGGUGUUGCACCGGGUGUACCGUACCGGCGAACGGCAGAAGGGAGGCGGUGCGAAGAGAGCGAAGGGGAAGUCUACAGCAAAAGCAACAUAGACAACACCGCACCACCGUCGUCGUGGAUCUUCCGCGGCAUCAGUCCCGAUGAGCUCAUUGGUGAAUUCGGGCUGGGCGGCGGUGCGAGCGGAGAUGAGAUAGACAGGUUCGGUAUUGACAACGACAGCCAUCCGAGCGUCAAGGUGCUAGCAUCGAGUACCGGUCACUCGGACGAGUUUGGUAUCGCGCCAGAGGACACCUCGUUUCCCAUAAAGAAUGUCCUUGGAACGCAGAACGACAAUAUACGGUCUGACAUGACAUACUACGUUACUUCAGGAGGCGGUGGAGUUUUCUCAGUUGGUAGCAUCAACUUCUUCUGUUCGCUUGGGUGGAUGAACUACAGAAAUAAUGUUGCCCAAUUGGUGAGAAACGUAAUCACAGGCUUCUUGGAGGGGAGGCGAUGA